GCUUCCCUGUCUUUUUGCCCCGGGCCAGGGAAGGCCGAGCUGGGCACGAGUGCCCGGGGUUCUCCCGCCGGCCCUGAGGGGCUCAGGUGAGUGUCUUCUUCCUCAUCGCCGAAGAUCACCCUAGCAAGGUUUGGAAGUGGAGGUGUGCCAGAGUCACGUGACUGUUCCCCCCCCCCCAUGGUGACCAUAUUUCCUAAUCCUUCUGCCGUCAAGUAACCGAGCAUUUAUUAAGCACCAACUGAGUAUCGGGAACUGUGCCUGGUAAUACGAAACCCAAAGGGACACCGGCCUGGCCUCAGGAAGCUUCCAGUCUGUCAGAAGGAGCAAUAAGAACAACAUAUAAGUAAAUAGAAAAAUAUACUGAGCGAAUACAAAGUCCGCGGGCAGGGCGGGCGAUCUUCAGAGUUUUAAGGAUGAUUGCUCAAGUUUUAGGGCUCUCGAAGCUCUUUACACACAGCAUCCCAUUAAACCCUUCACCGCAGCCCUGGGAGGAAGGUGGACGGAGUAGCAUGAAUUAGCCUCUGCGUUUCACAGAUGGGAAAACUGCGGGCAAUGUGACUUCUUGGGACCCCAGAACUGGAUGGUGCCUUAGAGAAGAACCCUUCAAGUGUCCCGGGAUACAGGCGCCCAUUCACCCGGACUGACAAUUCCCCCCUUUUUGGUCCUACUUUUCAGUGGCUCUAAUGAUGGACUCUUUCCUUUCAGAAUUUAAAAACCCAAACUCUUUAAUGUCCAGUAAUCCUGUUCAAGCAAAGCAAGUACACUCUGGCCACGUCUGGCAUGUACCGCCUUCCGCAUCUGAAAUCCGUCACUGUUUCAGUCAGCACUGGCUGCUCGCUUCAUCACCUGGAGCUGUGACUGCUCACUUCACAUAACAGUCUUCGUAGGACUUUCAAGGUGGUCGCGGCUUUCCCUGCCUGCCAUGGCUCUUCCCCCUCCUCCGCCACAGUUCGUACUUCGAGGGGCACAGUCGGCAGUAAAUACCCUGCACUUCUCCUGUAGGAAGCAGGCGCACAGCCCCCCGCUGCUGUUCUCUGGGUCACUCAGUGGACUGGUACAUGUCUGGAACCUGCAGACAAGAAGAGUGGACACCACCCUGGAUGGCCAUGCAGGGCAGUCUGUGUAUUGGGUGAAGACUCUCGCAGACCAACACUUGCUCCUCAGCCAAGGCCGAGACUUAAAGCUGUGCCUGUGGGACCUUGCAGAGGGCAGAAAUGCCCCGGUGGAUUCCCUGUCCCUGGACAGCGUGGGCUUCUGUAAAGGAUCCAUCCUCGCAGAAGGGACCCAGGGCUGCUGGCUGCUGGCAGUGCCGGGGAAGGGCAUGGAUGAGGUUCAGGUUUUGGACAUGCCAUCCAAGACGUCAGUCUGUACCUUGAAGCCAGAGGCCGGUGCCAAAGCAGGCAUGCCCAUGUGCCUGGAGCUGUGGAAGCCUGCCUCCAGCUCCUGUCCACUCCUGCUAGCCGGGUACGAGGACGGCUCGGUCAUCCUGUGGAACGUCUCUGAGAGGAGAAUGCUGAGUCGGCUUUCCUGCCACAAGGAGCCAGUCAUGAGCCUUGACUUUGACGCAAGAAAGGCCAAGGGGGUGUCGGGCUCCUCGGAGAAGGUGCUCUGUGUCUGGAGUCUGGAGGAGCAACAGAACCUGAAGGUUUGCAGAACUCAGGAGCUCACCAAUCCCGGCAUUGCGGACGUUGCCAUCCGGCCAGAUGGGAAGAUCCUGGCGACAGCGGGCUGGGAUCAUCGCAUUAGGCUCUUUGGCUGGAAGCAGCUGAAGCCCCUGGCAGUGCUGGACUACCAUAGCGCAGCUGUCCACUGUGUGGCCUUCUCUGAUCCUGGGCAGCCGAGCGAGCAGCUGCUGGCCGGUGGCUCCAAGGACCAGCGCAUCAGCGUUUGGGCAGUGUACAACCAGACCUGAGAGGAGGCCCUGGUGGGCCCUUCCUCUGUCUCUCUCAACAAGGGCCCCCAGGGGUGGUGAUGAACAGGGGCUGGACUUGGCUUGGCAGUGGUUUGUAUGAACUCAGCCUGGACACACUUAUCUUUUCUUUGUAUAAGAUAUUUGAGGUCCAGGUGAGGUCCCACAAGACACUCAGCCUGGUGGAGAAAGCUCUCUUUCCAACUGGGUCUCAUGUCCAAGAUACAUAAGAAAUGGAUUGAAGUUUCUAAGAAUAAGAGUCAUUCCCUAAUAGAUAGGUGGUCAGAGGAUAUGAACGGGCAGUUUCCCAAGAAUCUACACCAUCAAUAGCCAUGUGAAAGAAAUGGUCCACGUUACUAAUGAAGAACUGCAAACUUAAGCAAUCGUGAGGUUCCAUUUCACAGCCGUCAGACUGACAAAGGUGACAAAGGGGGGAAAUAAUAAAUGCUGCUGGGGCAGUGGGGAAGCGCCUUUGUGGGGGCUGUGAAUGGUCCUCCCAUUCUGGAAAGCCAUUGGGAACUAUGUCCAGAGAGUUACCAAGGUACGGAUCCCUUUGACCGAGUGACAACCGCUCCUAGGCCUGUCCUCCAAAGGAUCAGAAAGGGGUACAGAUGGACAAAGAUGUCUGUAGCAGCUCUUUUUCUGGCAGCAAAGAACUGGAAACUCAGGUGCGUGGCUGAACAAAUUGUGACAUGGGAAUGUGAUGGAACUGUUGUGUUAUAAAACGAAGGGGUUGGUCCCAGAGAAACCUGGGAAGACUUGUACGAACUGAUGCAGAGGCAAGGAAGCAGAACCAGGAGAACAGCAGGAUGGUAAGGCCUGGGGACUCUGCAGGGUGCCACCCACCUCCAGACAGAGCCCAUGGAUCGGUAGGUUUCGUACACACCCAGUGCAGGAAUUUGUUUUGCUUGACUGAGGAUUUCGUUGUUUUGUUUUUUUCCUACUGGGGCAAGGGAGGUGGGAGGGAGAGGAGAUAAUUUUUUUUUUCUUUGCAGGGCUGUGGGGGUUAAGUGAC
Dromiciops gliroides (monito del monte) is the source of this 2924-nucleotide messenger RNA. It is a transcript of the gene GNB1L, whose product is annotated as G protein subunit beta 1 like. NCBI's taxonomy places the organism in Eukaryota, Metazoa, Chordata, Mammalia, Microbiotheria, Microbiotheriidae. The transcript has 8 exons. Bases 923 to 1912 code for a protein of 329 amino acids. Gene Ontology annotation, molecular function: protein binding. The record is from RefSeq and is a predicted model, not a curated record.